This is a messenger RNA of Aethina tumida (small hive beetle), 467 nucleotides long. It is a transcript of the gene HINT1, whose product is annotated as adenosine 5'-monophosphoramidase HINT1. The transcript is spliced from 2 exons. The record is from RefSeq and is a predicted model, not a curated record. Gene Ontology annotation, biological process: purine ribonucleotide catabolic process. Gene Ontology annotation, cellular component: nucleus; cytoplasm. Bases 40 to 420 code for a protein of 126 amino acids. NCBI's taxonomy places the organism in Eukaryota, Metazoa, Arthropoda, Insecta, Coleoptera, Nitidulidae. Gene Ontology annotation, molecular function: hydrolase activity.
UUUUCAAACGUGCGCCUGCGCUUUAUGUAGUCGGAAAAAAUGGCCGAUGAGGUCCAACUGGCACAGACGGCUCAGGCCGGCGAAGACACUAUUUUUGGUAAAAUAUUGAGAAAAGAGAUCCCCUGCAAUUUUAUCUAUGAAGACCACUUGUGUGUUGCAUUUGACGACAUCGCCCCACAGGCACCAGUUCAUUACCUGGUGAUACCUAGAAAACCAAUUUCUCAACUCUCCAAAGCUGAGGAUAGUGAUGAACAAUUACUGGGUCAUCUGUUGAUUGUUGCAAGGAAGAUUGCUCAGAAAAGGAACUUGAAAAAUGGAUUCAGGAUCGUUAUUAACGACGGACCCAUCGGAGCCCAAUCGGUCUACCACUUGCAUGUACAUGUUUUGUCUGGAAGACAGCUUCAAUGGCCUCCAGGAUAAUUUUUUAGUUGUAAUAACUGAAGGCGACUAAUAAACUUUCAAUUAUU